UUUCUUGAUUUCUCUCCCUAUACACCAUACAAAUACUCAACUACUUCUUAUACUUAGCUCUCUCUCUCUCUCUCUCUCUCUCUCUCUCUCUCUCUAUAUAUAUAUAUAAUAUAUGUUCAAAUCAUCCGGAAACCUUCCUUCUCAGUGGGUUGUGCGCAAGAAAUGGGGAGACAUUCUUGCUGCUUAAAGCAGAAAUUAAGGAAAGGUUUAUGGUCACCUGAAGAAGAUGAGAAACUUUACAACUACAUAACUAGAUUUGGUGUUGGUUGCUGGAGUUCUGUUCCUAAGCUAGCUGGCCUGCAAAGGUGUGGAAAGAGUUGUAGACUCAGAUGGAUUAACUACUUGAGACCUGACCUUAAGAGAGGAAUGUUCUCACAACAGGAGGAGGAUCUUGUAAUCAGUCUUCAUGAAGUUUUGGGUAACAGGUGGGCUCAAAUUGCAGCAGAGUUACCAGGAAGAACAGAUAAUGAGAUAAAGAACUUCUGGAAUUCUUGCUUGAAGAAGAAGCUCAUGAAGCAAGGUAUAGACCCAGCAACCCACAAGCCAAUAAGUGAAGCACUGGAAGUGAAAGAGGAGAAGAAUUGUAAAGAUAAGGCAUCCUUGCAAAUACCGCCUUCCAAAGGGCUACCAGUUGUAUCAAACACGACAAUACAGGAGCCAACAUUUCUCAUUAACGAUACGACUUACUAUGGCAAUGGAUUAACAGAAACUUCAAGAGAGCAAUUCAUGAACAAGCAAGUCUAUGAUCCCUUAUCCUACUUUGAAUUCUCAGCAGGGUUUGAGCCAUGUGGGUAUAACUCAAGUAAUAUUCCAGGUCUACAGCACCCAAAUCUCAGACCCUUUGAUCAAAACCAUUUCGAAACAAGCUCAAACUUUUCAUUUACUUCAAUGCCAAGUUUAACAAGUUUCGAUAAUGGAAGCUUGAGUGCCACAGAUUUCUCCAACAAUUCAGCUUCAAGAAUGAGUUCUAUGUUCUUGAAUGAGGCCAAAGAAAGUUCCAGCAACAGCUCAAACAUAAGCAGUUAUACAGGAUAUCAGAUGAACCGUAUGGUGGAGAACAAUGCAGCUUUCUCGUGGGACGCCGAUAACAAAAUAGACUGUGUGUUUCAGUUUCCGAUGAACGGAAUCAAGAUGGAGGAAUUGAGGCAGAGUCCAUGGGAAGAAGGACAGCUUCACACUCAGAAUUCAGUAGAUUUCAGUAGCUAUCCGUUAACGUCUCUGUCAGAAGAUCUAGCGGGAGUAAAUUUUGAGGUCUACCACCAGAUAUGAUCACUGUAAAUUAAUUCGUUUACCUUCCUCAAUAUCUCUCUAAACAAAUGCACGAGAUGCUGAUAGUACAGGAGUGUUUGAGAUUUAUAUUUUUUCUCUAAAAGGAAAAAAGAUGUAAUCUUUUUUUUUCCCUGAUUAACUAGGUGAAGAUUGAAAAGCUGAUAUUUCUUUGGCUUUUAAUCUGUGUGGUUUUCUGUAUUAAUUUGUUUCCUGAACAGUUGAAAUGAUGUACUGAAAAUUUCAAGAGUGAAAACUAAUUUUGUGGUCUUAA
This is a messenger RNA of Hevea brasiliensis (rubber tree), 1540 nucleotides long. RefSeq names its product transcription factor MYB35. Gene Ontology annotation, biological process: regulation of stomatal movement. Lineage: Eukaryota; Viridiplantae; Streptophyta; Magnoliopsida; Malpighiales; Euphorbiaceae. The transcript has 3 exons. The record is from RefSeq and is a predicted model, not a curated record. The coding region runs from base 163 to 1269 and encodes 368 amino acids.